Mytilinidion resinicola is the source of this 1325-nucleotide messenger RNA. RefSeq lists its product as uncharacterized. NCBI's taxonomy places the organism in Eukaryota, Fungi, Ascomycota, Dothideomycetes, Mytilinidiales, Mytilinidiaceae. The transcript is spliced from 3 exons. The record is from RefSeq and is a predicted model, not a curated record. Bases 1 to 1116 code for a protein of 371 amino acids.
AUGUCUCACUCUUUGUCUUCGGAUCCCAAUACCUACCCUCCAGGCUAUCUCGAAGAGUAUUCAGGCCAGGGGCUCAUCGCUGCAUCCGUGGCUUUUAUCGUCCUUGAAGUGCUCGUUGCGGGCUUGCGACUCUACGCCCGCCGUAUGAAGGAACCUGGUAGAGGAUUAGACGACUGGUUCAUCUGGCCUGCCUUGUUCGUGAACGUGGCAACAUGCAUUGAAGGAGUCGUUCUCAUUCCGUUGGCAGGCGUAGGGCGCCACUUGGCGGCUAAUUAUAUCUACCAUCCUGAGAAGCUCGAAGCGUGGAGAAAAGGAAUCUUCGCUUGUGUAUGGCUUUGGGCUCUCGCAGUCUGCCUACCGAAACUAUCCAUCUUGGGCUUCUAUCUCCGCUUCUUCCAGCGGCGAGUCGAGCGUAUGGUGACGUACUCGCUUAUGUUUAUUGUCGGAGCGACCUUCAUUGCCACUGGAGUGGCUACUACGUUCCAGUGCUCGCCGGUGGCUUUUCAGUGGGACAAGACCAUCCCAAACGGCAGAUGCUUCAACGUCCUCGCUUUCUAUCGUUGGAUGUCAUUUCCCAACAUCUUGACGGAUGCCGUCAUCCUUGUUCUCCCGCUACCCAUGAUAUGGCGUCUUCACACGUCGACGAAUACCAAGAUCGGAAUUAUGAUGAUGUUCAUGACUGGAAGCGUUGGUCUUAUUUCAUCCUGCCUGCGUUUCGUCAUCUUUUUCCGCCACAAUGCUUUCCAAGACAACACAUGGACAUCGGUUUCGCUGUUGACGUGGACGGACAUUGAGCCAGGCAUCUACUUCAUCGCCGCCUGUAUGCCGUCGCUGCGUCCAGUUUUUCUCCGUAUCCGUCAUUUCCUAGUGUUCCCGAGGAAAUCAAAGACAAUCACCAGCGACCCGGCCGUCGACGGUAGUCGAACGUUGAAUAUGGAGCUAGCCACCAUGUCCUUCUCAAAGGGAAACAAGCGUUCAGGCUUCGAGCGACUGGUCACCGCGGAAGCAUCAUCCGAAGAAGGAAGAGAGCACGGACAAUUCAAAGGUCGAGGGACCAUCCCGAGCGGGAACAUUGGUGUUACUAAGAAUAUAACAAUCGAGCAUGAUAUAGCGUAGGAUGACAAGACGCUGCAUCAGUAACGUCACAAGCGCCUCCCUUGCAUCUAUCUCGAAUAGUCUCCAGUCUUGAGCAGCUAUAGAUAGAAAGUAGCUACAAUGUCUCCACUUUGUAUAGGUCGCGGAUUCGAGGUUAGUGCUAUUAUUUGGGUCGCCGUUUGGGGCAUUAGGAAGAUGACGGUUGGAUUUCUCACCUUUGGCAUCCAGUC